Aplysia californica (California sea hare) is the source of this 1236-nucleotide messenger RNA. RefSeq names its product ADP-ribosylation factor. The record is from RefSeq and is a predicted model, not a curated record. Gene Ontology annotation, biological process: vesicle-mediated transport; intracellular protein transport. Gene Ontology annotation, molecular function: GTP binding; GTPase activity. Gene Ontology annotation, cellular component: cytoplasm; plasma membrane. Lineage: Eukaryota; Metazoa; Mollusca; Gastropoda; Aplysiida; Aplysiidae.
UUUCAAGACUUACAAACAUGACAUUUUAACUGCUAAUCUCAGCAAAUUCUUGUAAAUUAAACACUAAUCAGACGAAAAUUGUAUACUCUGACUUCCCUUGCGAACGUUUUAAUAAAAUUUGGCUUGUUUCAAUAAUUGUUUGUUUUUAUCGCUGCCCCAUGACAGUGUUACUAUUUAUAUCCAAAGGGGGAAACCAAUAGAGCGAGCUGUUCUGACGAAAACAGUGACAGCUUGGUACUGCCAUGUUGUCCUCUGGCCUGCCAUUGGCUGUCGGCGGAGCCAUGGACUCAAGCGAACCGUGGACACCGAUGCUAUUUUUAGUAACUCCACGUGUUUUCUGGCUGCCUGGCUGAACCACGUCAACAGAACCAUGCCGGUGACCGCUGAUAUUGCACAAACCAUGGACACACACACACACACUCAUGCACACACUGCCGCUAUAUAUACAGGGCUUGCCGCACAAAUGUUCCAUCAUCUCAAACGAUCGACACCGUACAGUUCGCAUCGCUAAAACUGAAUAAGUUUUGGAUUGUCCUUCACUUUCAGUCACAGUUGACUACAGCAGUUCUCCAACUCACAUAGAUCUACCCCCACAGUGAGACAGAAGGAUACAUCAUCAGUAUCACGUUUGUGUUUUUCAUCUAGAGGACGUAGAUAUAUCUAGAAGAUCUCCAAGAAAAUUGAACAGUUGGGUGACUACGAAAUUCAGCCAGUAAACGUGUAGUGUACCACAGAAGGAAAACGUGUGACACAUUUAAUAUAUAGGACUUCUACACAACGGCUACACUCUACACACCGGCAACAUGGGUCUGUUCCUAGCCAAGCUGCACGAGGCGUUGACGAGUUUCUCCAGUGGGCCGCCCACCCGGGUCCUCAUGCUGGGGCUAGACGCUGCUGGGAAGACCACCAUCUUGUACAAGGUUGCUGUUUAUCGUGGACAGCGCUGACACCGCCCGGAUGUCGGAGGCCAGGGAGGAACUGUUCGGCAUCAUCAAGUCUCCCGAGAUGUACCGAGUGCCCGUGGUGGUCGUGGCCAACAAACAGGACCUGCCUGGAGCACUGACCACGUCACAGAUCGCUGACCAGCUGGGUCUCACUGACGUCACCGACCGGAAGUGGUUCGUGCAAGGAGCAUGCGCCCCCAACGGAGAAGGGAUCUACGAGUCCAUGCACGAGAUGGCGAGACUGGUGAAAGAGUUUCAGAGGAGUUGAGUUAGCAAAUUAGGGGAGAUAGAG